Molecule: messenger RNA, 992 nt
Organism: Papaver somniferum (opium poppy)
Lineage: Eukaryota; Viridiplantae; Streptophyta; Magnoliopsida; Ranunculales; Papaveraceae
Product: signal peptidase complex catalytic subunit SEC11A-like
Exons: 8
Coding region: 88-630 (180 amino acids)
Cellular component (GO): membrane; signal peptidase complex
Molecular function (GO): serine-type endopeptidase activity
Source: RefSeq, a predicted model, not a curated record
UAAAGGAGAAGGAAAAACAAAGGAAAAGAAAAGAAAAGAAAAGAAAAGAGAAGAGAAGAAGGAAGAUCAGAGAGUUGGCAAAGAAAAAUGGGAUGGAUCGGGGAGAGCGUAGACUCCAUCAAAUCCCUUCAAUUCAGACAAGUUCUCACCCAAGUUGUCAGUCUUGGUAUGAUAAUUACAUCAGCUUUGAUAAUAUGGAAAGGGUUGAUGUGCUUUACUGGUAGUGAAUCACCUGUUGUUGUUGUUCUUUCUGGAAGCAUGGAACCUGGUUUCAAAAGGGGCGAUAUACUGUUCUUACACAUGAGCAAGGAUCCUAUUCGUGCUGGUGAAAUUGUUGUCUUUAACGUUGAUGGGCGUGAGAUUCCAAUUGUCCACCGUGUAAUUAAGGUCCAUGAACGGAAAGAUACCGGAGAAGUUGAUGUCUUGACGAAAGGGGACAAUAAUUUUGGGGAUGAUAGACUUUUAUACGCUCAUGGUCAGCUUUGGCUUAACCGACACCAUAUCAUGGGGAGAGCUGUAGGGUUCUUGCCGUAUGUGGGCUGGGUGACUAUUAUCAUGACAGAAAAACCGAUCAUCAAGUACAUACUUAUUGGUGCCUUGGGGUUGCUUGUGGUAACAGCAAAGGACUAAUAAGCGGAAUCUUGUUUCUGCGGCUGACAAACGGGAAACACAUCCUCCAUCUCUACCAAUGGCAGAUGUAUUUCACCGUCACUUUUCCCCCUUCAUAUAUCAUCAUGUUUCGUGAAGGAAAGUACUUAGUUCUGGCUAAUGAAAAGGGAUGAUUAAGAAAUAUUUUUAACUAGUUAAAUUAGAGUUGAUUUAGUUUAAAAAUGCAAAGAUAUUUCUUUCUCCUGAUGGAAUAAUUUUUUUGUUGGAGUAUGCAGUUGCAAUAGAAAUAUCAGAAAUUGUUAUGUUGAAUUUGCCAGCAAGCAUGCCGGCUUGGAUACUUCUGUAGUCCCUUGGAUUGGAAAAAAAAAUGUCGUAGAGCAGAA